Molecule: messenger RNA, 3051 nt
Organism: Podarcis raffonei (Aeolian wall lizard)
Lineage: Eukaryota; Metazoa; Chordata; Lepidosauria; Squamata; Lacertidae
Gene: ZDHHC17
Product: zinc finger DHHC-type palmitoyltransferase 17
Exons: 17
Coding region: 61-1932 (623 amino acids)
Biological process (GO): protein palmitoylation
Cellular component (GO): Golgi membrane
Molecular function (GO): protein binding; palmitoyltransferase activity
Source: RefSeq, a predicted model, not a curated record
GAGCGAGGUCGCGAGGGAGCGCGUUACCCGGCAUGCAGCGGGAGGCGCGUUCGCACCAAGAUGGCGGCGCCUCUGGAGGAGUACGAGAAAGAAGCGGGCUGCGUCCCUAUCCUGCACCCUGAGGAAAUCAAGCCCCAAGCACAUUAUACCCAUGGAUACAGUGAAUCUCUUGGGCGCAAAAGUCACAUUGAUGAUUAUAGCACAUGGGAUAUCGUCAAAGCUACACAGUAUGGAAUUUAUGAACGUUGUCGAGAGUUGGUGGAAGCGGGCUACGAUGUACGGCAACCAGAUAAAGAAAAUGUUACACUUCUUCACUGGGCUGCAAUCAACAAUAGAUUAGAUUUAGUGAAGUACUACAUAUCAAAAGGUGCUAUUGUUGACCAGCUAGGAGGGGACCUGAACUCCACACCACUUCACUGGGCAACAAGACAGGGUCAUUUAUCAAUGGUUGUACAGCUAAUGAAAUAUGGUGCAGAUCCAUCAUUAAUUGAUGGGGAAGGAUGUAGUUGUAUUCACUUGGCAGCUCAGUUUGGACAUACCUCGAUAGUUGCUUAUUUAAUAGCCAAGGGGCAGGAUGUAGAUAUGAUGGAUCAAAAUGGAAUGACUCCUUUGAUGUGGGCAGCUUAUAGAACACACAGUGUGGACCCCACUCGGUUGCUACUUACUUUUAACGUUUCAGUGAAUCUGGGAGACAAAUAUCAUAAGAACACAGCACUACAUUGGGCAGUGCUAGCAGGAAAUACCACAGUGAUUAGUCUUCUUCUAGAAGCUGGAGCAAAUGUUGAUGCCCAAAAUAUCAAGGGUGAAUCACCACUUGAUUUAGCAAAGCAAAGAAAAAAUGUUUGGAUGAUAAAUCAUCUACAGGAGGCAAGGCAGGCAAAGGGGUAUGACAAUCCAUCAUUUCUCAGAAAGCUGAGGGCUGAUAAGGAAUUUCGUCAGAAAGUGAUGCUGGGAACACCUUUCCUAGUUAUUUGGCUAGUUGGGUUUAUAGCCGACCUUGAUAUUGAUUCUUGGCUCAUUAAAGGACUAAUGUAUGGUGGUGUUUGGGCUAUGGUUCAAUUUCUUUCCAAAUCAUUCUUUGAUCACUCAAUGCAUAGUGCAUUGCCCCUUGGAAUCUACCUAGCAACAAAAUUCUGGAUGUAUGUGACAUGGUUUUUCUGGUUUUGGAACGAUCUAAAUUUUGUGUUCAUCCACCUUCCAUUUCUUGCUAAUAGUGUUGCACUUUUCUACAAUUUUGGGAAAUCUUGGAAAUCAGACCCAGGAAUAAUUAAAGCCACAGAAGAACAAAAGAAAAAGACAAUAGUGGAACUUGCAGAGACAGGAAGUCUGGACCUUAGUAUAUUCUGCAGUACCUGUUUGGUAAUACGGAAACCGGUGAGGUCCAAACACUGUGGUGUGUGCAAUCGAUGUAUAGCCAAGUUUGAUCAUCACUGCCCCUGGGUUGGUAACUGCGUAGGAGCUGGCAACCAUCGUUACUUCAUGGGCUAUCUAUUCUUUUUACUAUUCAUGAUUUGCUGGAUGAUUUAUGGGUGUAUCUCUUAUUGGGGAAUCCACUGUCACACUACUUACACAGCAGAUGGAUUUUGGACAUAUAUUACACAAAUCGCCACCUGUUCACCUUGGAUGUUCUGGAUGUUUUUGAAUAGCGUGUUUCACUUCAUGUGGGUGGCUGUGCUGCUAAUGUGUCAGAUGUAUCAGAUCUCUUGUUUAGGUAUUACUACAAAUGAAAGGAUGAAUGCAAGACGAUAUAAGCACUUUAAAGUUACGACAACAUCUAUCGAAAGCCCAUUUAACCAUGGAUGCAUAAGAAACAUUAUAGACUUCUUUGAAUUCAGAUGCUGCGGUCUUUUUCGUCCUGUUAUUGUGGACUGGACAAGGCAGUAUACAAUAGAAUAUGACCAAACAACUGGAAGUGGCUACCAGCUAGUGUAACACCCACCUCCAAACCUGUGAGCAUAUCGUAUCUGAGUGGUGCCUGAAAAUUUGUUUCUCUCAAAUCCACAUCCCUUGAACAGUAGCAUGCUAUGAAUAGAGCUAACAGUGAAUCUAAUGGUACCUUCUCUACAUCAGUUUUAUUAACAGAUGUAAUCAAAGGACAGAAUAAACUGCCAAUCCUGACAAUGAGGAGGAAGAUAAGAAAGGGAUUUUAACUGUCCUUACCGUGGGAAUGAUUCACAAAGACAUAUUCACGCCAUUUUCUUUCCUUUUAACUGCUUUCACAAUGGAGCAUGAGAUUGUUAAAAUACAAACAUACUAAAGUCAUGCUGUGCUGAACAUGAAAUAUUUAUUUCAUAAUUUGAACAAUUUCAUUGGAAUUAAAGUCAAAUUUUACAAAGCAGCCAGACUUUGAGAUCAAUGUAUUAUAUUUCCUGUAAUGGAAUUUUUGUACAGAUUUGCUAUAGUAUUAUGUGCAUUGAAAAUGUGCAUUCAGUACUCCGAAGAAUCAUGUGGUCUUAUUGGGCAUCUACCAUAAAGCGUGAAGUUGUUGGAAGCAGGACGCAGAAGGAUGUUAGUCACGAAACUGUUACGUAAAUGUAAUGGCUGUUGGCUGUUAAAGCUGUCUUGUUUCCGAUAUAUUGAGUUACUCGUAAUAAGCCUUGUGUGAAGAUGUAUAUUCGGGGAGGGUGGGUGAAGUUGCACAAAAUUACAUCUCUCUCGUCCAGUAUAAAGCCCUACUUAGGUGCAUGAUACGACUUUUGAAAAUUAGACCACAAAACAAAAUAUAGCAUAAUAAUCUGCAAAAACUAAAUAAAUACGUAUAAUAUAUGCAGUCAGUGAAAUGCUGGUACCUAAGUAGUAGGUACAGUUCUGCAUGAGGUAGUCUACAGUCAUUGGAGCGUUGGAAGAUGUGCAAAGUCAUGUAGGUGGAACCAAAGAGUGAAAGGGCCAACUCUCAGUAAUAGGAGAGCGGGGAAGGAUAUGACUGCAGUUAAAUUGAAUGUGGCUGCUGGAGAAGUAAAAACUGAUUAACAAAUAACUCUUUUGCUUUACAUAAAAUGAUGGAAUUCAAGCUAAAGAAAGUUAUAAUUCCUUUGUAGCAGAUUUAAGUGG